Molecule: messenger RNA, 4418 nt
Organism: Saccostrea cuccullata (small rock oyster)
Lineage: Eukaryota; Metazoa; Mollusca; Bivalvia; Ostreida; Ostreidae
Exons: 8
Molecular function (GO): protein binding
Source: RefSeq, a predicted model, not a curated record
GUAUGAAAACUCCAUUAAGUUCAAAAGGCAACUCCCUUCAUUUUGUCUGUUCUAGGUUGAACAAAAUGUGUAUACAGGGCCACAUCUCUGUCAUUCUGUUCUUCAUGUUUUCUUCAUGGACUACAUAUUCUGAAUGUAUUUCAGUUGGACAAUCUGAUAGACUCGUUUUACCAGUAGACAGUUGUCCAAGGGACCUGUCUGAAGUUGAGAAUGCUACCAAGAGACUGAAUUGCUCAGAUAUUGACAAGUUUAAAAACACGUAUCAUUGUCUACCCUUGUCCGACUUGUCUCAGCUUGUCGAGUUGUGUUACCAAACCAGCUAUUUAGUCCAGAAAGGAAAUUGCAUGGUUCUGCAUUCCGGUUAUUUAAACAACCAAUCAUGUCUUCAUUUCACCGAAGGCUGUCCCAAGACGUACUACCAGUCUAAACGGAUGUUUGAAUUUCCAGAUUGCACCCAAAUCAAUAAACGAAACAGAUGUUAUCUAGCUGAUCCCCGCUGUCCUACUUUAAGCAGUGACUUCAUCUCUACAACUGUCACUACAACACUUAAUGUAUCUCUAUCCAUUACAACGUCUACCAGUCAUGGAGAUAUCUCUGGAGAUAAAGACUGGAUAGCGAUACCCGUAGUAAUAUGUGUACUUGUCAUUAUAUUGAUUGUCUCUGGUUUUGUUUGGAAACGGAAAUGUCAUCGUUUUUUCUUUAAGGAAAAAAGUGGAGAUGACAACAUGCUUUCUUUAGAAGAUAUAAGUUGUCAAAGUAAGAAUAAUUCCAUGAACGUUCAAGAUGCCGAAACGGAAUCAGAAACGACUGCUUUAAUACAGAAUAAUGAAAAUACACAGUGCAUUGGAGAUAUUGACUAUGUUCCCAUAAAGAAUAAACCAUCCAAGAAUUCAAAGACUGAAGAUUCAACACAAGAGUCAAAUCAGAAGAGAGUGAAGGGGUUACUGAGUGAUGAAGGUUCAACUCUAAAUGAAGAUAUUCUGAAAGGUUGGCAAGAGGAUAACAGCAGAUUUGUGCCAACAAAAGCAAGUAAACUUGUAGAAGAAAAAAUUAAAAAUCAAAACCUGGUCACGGUUGUCGGAAAUUCAGGAUGCGGUAAAACGGCAAUCAUUCAACACAUCGCACUGAAGUUUAAAGAAGAAGGGUGGGAUAUCAAACCUGUCGACGAGGUGAAAGAAAUAAAACAGACAUGCUCUCUUGGAAUCUCGCCGGAUAAUCAGGUACUGUUUGUUCUAAAUGAUCCUAUUGGUAAGGAGACAUUAGAUGAAAUUUCAUAUAAUUCAUGGAAAACAUAUGAGAAAACAAUAGCAACUUGCUUGGAAAAGGUUAAAUUAUUAGUGUCAUGUAGAAGAAGUGUAAUUGGUGACAAGAGAUUAGAAGGGAUUCUGAUAAAGGACUCCAACAUAGUAGAGAUAGACAGCAACGAAUGGAAGUUGUCAGAGGAAGAAAAAAGGAAGAUCUUAAAUACAUACUGCCAACAUCUGGAUAUAUCUCAAGAGGACUUAAGUGAAAUACUCAAAACAGAAGCAUAUUUUCCUUUGCUUUGUAAAGUGCUUUCUUGUGAACAAAGUAGCAGUAGCAAAAAAGUAGAAAAAGUAGCCAGCAUCUUUAAAAACCCGUUUCAGUUCAUAAAACAAGAAAUUGAACGUUACAAAACCUUAGACAAACAGAAAUAUUGCGCCUUACUUUUGAUCGUGGCAUUUAAUAAUGAUUUUAAAGUUUAUUCUUUAGAAAAAGAAAAAAACGCUGAACAAAAGUAUAAAGUUAUUUUGAAAAUAUGUAACCUACAAGAAAACACACAUGUUUCGGUCAUUAAGGAUUCUCUAAAUGAAAUGAACGGAUCUUAUGUCAGACGUGUCGGGAAUGUUUACCAAUUUCUUCACGACUUUAUUAUGGAGAUAACGACUUUGGUAUUUGGUAUCAAUUGUCCUCAAGAGGCAAUACAGUACGCAGACAGUGGUUUUCUGAGACGACGGGUGAGAAUAGAAGACGAUACAGAAGAGGAAGAUCGCGAUCCCUUCACUGUUUACCUGCCUGAAGAGUACAUUGAUGAUCUUGUGGACAGGUUUAUUACUGACAUACAAACAGAAAACCUUGUAGAUGUUUUACUCAAUCGAUGUUUGAGGAAAGAGAGUGUGAUCAAUUCUUUAAAGGAAAAAGUGGAUUCGCUUGAAAAACUUCUUGUAAAAAUUAAGUGUGAAAAAGACAAAUCGGAAUUUCAAAGAUUAUUUGAAAGAUCUUUUUUCACAAGACUUGAUUUCCUUUAUUUACAAGAUGAAAUAUGUCCUUUAGUCGGACUUAUUGUAUUUUGUCAUUCUGACAUUUCUUCAUUUUUCAUAAAAAGUAUCCCUGAAACGAAGUUGAAAGAACAUCCUACAUUUUCUGCUAUCUGUGCAAAUGGCGAUUUAAACCUACUUAAUUCUCUCAGCCAAGAAUAUAAAAAAACAGCAAUGAUGGAAAUAUGGGAUGACUCUUUACCAAUUCAUGUUGCUUCUGAAUUUCAUAAUUUUUCAAUAAUAGAAGAAUUAGUAAGACUUGGUGCUGACGUAAACGAGUUCACAACUGAUGACACAUGGACUCCAUUAUCACUGGCUGCUGGAAAUGACGAAGAUCAUUUAAAAGAGGCCGGAAAGGAUACAAACGAGGGCGAAAGACGUAAUAAAACCAUUAUGUGCUUACUGAACAAUGGUGCCGACAUCAAUUUAUGUAACAAGAAUGGAGCCAGUCCUCUUUAUAUAGCUUGUGAAAAUGGACAUGAAAGCACGGUACAACUGUUACUGAACAACGGUGCUGACAUCAAUUUAUGUAACAAGAAUGGAGCCAGUCCUCUUUAUAUAGCUUGUCAAAAUGGACAUGAUAGCACAGUACAACUGUUACUGAACAACGGUACCGACAUCAAUUUAUGUGAGAAUGAUGGAGACAGUCCUCUUUGGAUAGCUUGUCAAAAUGGACAUGAUAGCACGGUACAAUUGUUACUGAGCAACGGUGCCGACAUCAAUUUAUGUGAUAAUGAAGGAGACAGUCCUCUUUGGAUAGCUUGUCAUAAUGGACAUGAUAGCACGGUACAACUAUUACUGAACAACGGUGCCGACAUCAAUUUAUGUGAUAAUGAUGGAGACAGUCCUCUUUGGAUAGCUUAUUAAAAUGGCACGGUAAAACUGUUACUGAACAACGGUGCCGACAUCAAUUUAUGUAAUAAUAAUGGAGCCAGUCCUCUUUAUAUGGCUUGUUAUGACGGACAUGAUAGCACGGUACAACUGUUACUGAACAACGUUGCCGAUAUCAAUUUAUGUAACAAGAAUGGAGCCAGUCCUCUUUGGAUAGCUUGUCAAAAUGGACAUGAUAGCACGGUACAGCUGUUACUGAGCAACGGUGCCGACAUCAAUUCAUGUAACAAGAAUGGAGCCAGUCCUCUUUAUAUAGCUUGUCAAAAUGGACAUGAUAGCACGGUACAACUGUUACUGAACAACGGUGCUGACAUCAAUUUAUGUAAUAAUGAUGGAGAUAGUCCUCUUUAUAUAGCUUGUCAAAAUGGACGUGAUAGCACGGUACAACUGUUAUUGAGCAACGGUGCCGACAUCAAUUUAUGUAACAAGAAUGAAGCCAGUCCAUUUUAUGUAGCUCGUCAAAAUGGACAUGAUAGCACGGUACAACUACUGCUGAACAAUGAUGCCGACAUCAAUUUAUGUGAGAAGAAUGGAGGCAGUCCUCUUUAUAUAGCUUGUCAAAAUGGACAUGAUAGCACGGUACAACUACUACUGAAAAAUGAUGCCGAUAUUAAUUUGUGAACAAGAAUAAAGACAUUAUUGAUGAUAACUAAAUGGACAUGAGAUCACAAUUAUUGAUAGUCAUUGGCAACUUAUUAAUAAGUUGAAACUUGUUUGCCACAAUACUCGUCCAAAAAUAUCAUUAUUGUUUUACUUUCUUGUACUUUAAAUAAGCAAAUGCCAGAUUUUUGAAUUUAAUCAUUGCGUUUCUAAUAGGAAAAUCUAAUGAAACAAUAUUGUUAAAUUUUAUCUUGUGAAAUAUAAAAGAUAUAGAUUAAUUUGAAAUACAUUUAUAUGUAUUUAGUCUGAAAAACUUGUUAUAUGCGAACAAUUGAAUAAUGUGAAGUAUAUUUAUUUAGUUAGAAAAUGUGUUAUAUGUAUACACUAAAAAUUUUUAAUAAUGCUCCUGUGAAUUUCAAUUUUCCUGUGAAUUACUUUCUUUUAAUAUGUUGUAGAUAUGUAUUUGCUUUGACAUAUCCUCAUAUAUAAUGGCUUUAAAUAUAAAAUGUAAGAUUAAUCUACUAUCUACAUGUACUAAACCUAUAUUAUGUUUUGAAUCACGAGUCCAUUGUUCAAGGGCUCAAAUUAUAGGGAGUACAAGUAAUUAUCUCGGUGUACAUCAACAUAUACAAUAUAAUAUCAAUUGCUGUC